Molecule: messenger RNA, 1508 nt
Organism: Telopea speciosissima
Lineage: Eukaryota; Viridiplantae; Streptophyta; Magnoliopsida; Proteales; Proteaceae
Product: ELMO domain-containing protein A
Exons: 9
Coding region: 359-1147 (262 amino acids)
Source: RefSeq, a predicted model, not a curated record
UCUGAUUAGUAUUUCUUGAUGGCUGAAUCAAUUGAUCUGAAGACUAGUCCUUCUGCUGAAUCUUUGUUGCUGUGGAGUGGUUGUUAUUGAUUGAAACACUUCAAAUGACACUUUAAUUUCGUCAUUUGGAGUUUCGGCGCUGUUGAAUGCGUUGUGCUGGUUUGAAGGAGAUUUGAUUGGAUUCUGAAGAAGUUUACUGGAAGAAACUUUGAUUCCGCCUGUGAUUCUGCCCUUCUGUGCCUGUUUGAAGUAAUCUCAGGAGUAUUCGUCGUUAGUGCUGUUUUGUAUUUUUCUGUAUAAGAUUCAGUGGGCGUUUGAUUCUGGAUCAGAGUGGUGCAUCAAUGUUGUAGCGGAAGCUAUGGAUGACCGUGGUGAAUCAUUCGUCGCUGUGAGGAGGAUAUCUGAAGGGUUGGAACGGGGUGGCUCUUGCAACUCACCAUCCGCUGAGGUUGUGGCAGGAUCGGCAGCAUGGCUUGGCAGAGGCUUGUCUUGUGUUUGUGCUCAGAGAAGAGAGAAUGAUGCUCGCCCGUCAUUUGAUUUAACCCCUGUACAGGAGGGAUGCUUGCUGCGGCUACAGAGCCGCAUUGAUGUUGCGUACGAUAGUUCAAGGCCUGAACAUCAGGAAGCCUUAAAGGCUUUGUGGCAUGCUGCCUUCCCCGAGGAAGAACUUCAUGGUUUAAUAUCCGAGCAGUGGAAGGAAAUGGGUUGGCAAGGAAAAGAUCCGUCCACAGAUUUCAGGGGUGGUGGUUUCAUAUCGCUGGAGAACCUAUUGUUCUUUGCCAGGAACUAUCCGAAAUCAUUCCAGAAUCUUCUCCAAAAGCAGGAAGGGGACCGUUCCAUGUGGGAGUACCCAUUUGCAGUAGCUGGUGUAAAUAUCACAUUCAUGCUAAUUCAAAUGCUUGAUCUGCAAGCUGUCAAACCAAGAACCAUAAUUGGGGCAAUUUUCUUGAAGUUACUUUCAGAAAACGAGUCUGCAUUUGACCUCCUCUAUUGCAUAGCAUUCAAGUUAAUGGAUCAGCAAUGGCUUUCUAUGCGUGCGUCUUAUAUGGACUUUAACGUAUGUGCAUCUGCAGUUGGCAAGUUCUUUAAAAAUGAUAACUGUGAUGAAAUCCACACGCCGACAACUGGAGAGAGAGCUUUUGCUUGAAGAUAUGAUACGGCUAGAAGAGAUGCCUUCGUACAACCUCCUCAGAUAGUAGUUAGUCCUGGUUGAGAAUUAUACAGAUGGCUUUAGGGAGCAAGAUGUGUCUUUUUUUUUUUUCUUUUAAACAGUUUUCUUUUAACCUUUUUCCUGGGGAAAUUAAUAUCACCACAUAUUGGUGGAUUCCAAGAAAUGGUGAUCCAUUUACGAUUUGAUAGAAGUUUUCUUGCCUUCUUUGAAGUUCAGUUUGGUGGUAUCUGAUACACACCAUAAUGCAAGUGUAAUGACAUUCAAGUUUCAUUGCUCCCUUGAGGGGGGAGAAUAUAAUGCGUAUGCAAGUGAGGAACUGAUUUUAUCUGUGAAUUUA